AUGAAUAGGUGUAAUGCUUCCCACGAAGGCCACGUUGAGCUGCCAUCAAUCGAAUGUUUCAGAGAGCGUUGUGCUGAACGCUCGCAACAGCCUCACUUCACUCGCUCCCAAUCCUCCUGUCUCCUUCUCUAUUCUCGUCGUUCAUCUCGCCAUCCGCGUCACCUUCUUCUCAGUAAUCUCGGCUUUGAUAUUGACCUGGCUUCCAAUAUCACGGAUCGCAUCAAAGGACCGCCGCAACCACCGACACCCAGACUUCCUUCUCACUCGACCAUGGCGCGCCGCACCGGUUCCCGCUCAGAUGUCGGCCAGAACGAAGAGUCUCGCAAUGCCCUAUCUUCUGUUCGCAGGGAUCCGAGGCUCGCUCUCGCACUCCUCAUCCUAAGGGAUGAGGAGCCAGUGAUUUCUGGUCAUGAACUUGAACAGGAAGCACUUGUUCUUCUCUUGACGGCGCAUCUUUUGACGCAAAUUCUCGUCGAUAUGGCAGUCCGACUGAAUCGUAUACGACAGAUCCUCCAAGAAAUACGUACGAAGCUGGACAGUUUUAACCCCAUGUUGAAACGGACCAGCAAAAAUACGGCAUCGGGGAGCACCGGGAGUGACGGCAGGACAAUGAGCACUUGUAAAUUGGCUUCGGGAUUAUGUCUUCAACCCUAA
Messenger RNA from Penicillium diatomitis, 654 nucleotides. RefSeq lists its product as uncharacterized. The transcript has a single exon. The record is from RefSeq and is a predicted model, not a curated record. The coding region runs from base 1 to 654 and encodes 217 amino acids. Lineage: Eukaryota; Fungi; Ascomycota; Eurotiomycetes; Eurotiales; Aspergillaceae.